Molecule: messenger RNA, 2547 nt
Organism: Selaginella moellendorffii
Lineage: Eukaryota; Viridiplantae; Streptophyta; Lycopodiopsida; Selaginellales; Selaginellaceae
Product: dual specificity protein phosphatase PHS1
Exons: 11
Coding region: 48-2417 (789 amino acids)
Biological process (GO): protein dephosphorylation; cortical microtubule organization; response to abscisic acid
Molecular function (GO): protein tyrosine/serine/threonine phosphatase activity
Source: RefSeq, a predicted model, not a curated record
CUCUCUCGCUCUCUCUCUCUUAGGGUUCUUGCGAUCGCGCAUUGGCGAUGGAGACGCCUCCGCCAAAGAUCCAGCGCCAGCCGAGCGAAGUCGAGGCGGAAUUGAACCUUGCGCUCCAGGAAGCUGGACUUGACUUCUCAUCCAGUCUAGAGGCUUUCUACCGGAGAGUAGAUCCUUCUGCGGUGACCGUCGAGAAGAUUACAAGAUGGUUUGCGUCAACACGAGCUCUAAGAUCUCAGCUCCUUACCAGGAGAGAAUCCAAGCUCAUUGAGAUUCCUGAACAAACCAAUCUCGAACCAGCUGCACAAGAAUCUAGCACCUUUGAAAGCGUGCACGAGAGGCUACAAAAGGCUGCUGAUAUAAACAUAAAUUCCAGUGACUUUAAGUGGGAGCGUCUUGUGUCCUUGCACACUACGGAGCAUGCAAACGACACAGAGGAUGAAGAGAAAGAAGCGACGGCUCCAGCGUCUCUCGAGGUGAACGUGAACUCAGGUGGAAUUGUCUACUUUGCAGUGUUUCAGCUGGGAAACGGCGAGGAGGCCGCAGCUUGCCUCAAGUUUACUCCUUCACGCUUGACAACGCAGUCUGAGCGCUUGGGAUACGAACUUGGCAGACACCUGGGAGUAUCGACACCUCAGGCUCGAAUCGUGAGAAGCGAGUCGCCAGAAUGGUCGGAAAUUAUUCGUGCAACUGAAAAUGUGAAGCUUCAAAAUCCAGAUUGCGUGAAAACAUGCGACGAGAUGCUAGAAGCGCUUGAGAUCAACCGCUGCUUGCUGCUCAUGGGGUAUGUAACUGGAUGUCCACUGCACAAAUACAAACCUCCAGUCCUCACACAAGCCAUAGCGCGAAGAAUUGCUGGAAGUUUGGGCCGGGUGCUGCUGCUAGACCUUGUUCUUCGCAAUGAAGACCGCCUCCCAUGCCAGCAACUGGGAUGGCGUGGAAACCCGGGGAAUCUCUUAUGCACCGAGAGGACGCCAAUAGGAGAGCCGCUCCAGACGAAGAAACUCGAGUUUAAAGUUACUGGACGACGAAGCAUCGUGUCCGGCCGGAGCGUUCCACCGAUCCCAAAGCACGCAAGAGAGAGGACCACAACGAUCACUGUUGGUACCUCCGUCGAAGCGGAGCAGCCGCAAAGAAAUCCACCCGGAGGAAGGGCCCUCCAUCUCGUGGCGAUCGACUCGGGUGUCCCACGAAGGCCUCCAAGCCAAAAGAGAGAGCUGGAUAGAGCACAGUAUCCACGGUUUGUGGAGAUGCUCCUCCACGACUUCGACACUUCUUCCGAGGUGGUGAAGGAGAUAUCGAGUUGCUACCUGGAGACUGUUGCGGAGGAGACGGAGAAGCUGGAUAUGGCUGGAGUUACGAAUGCUUUUCUGUCUGGUUUCCAAGCCGGACUUAAAGCAAUGGUGCCGCUUCGCUCGUUUCUCGUGAAGCUACAAAGGAGGCUGGACUUUUAUCUGAAGCAAUUCGUCGCCGAUAUCAGGGAAAACCUUCCUUCCGACUGGAGUCCAGACAAAUCCUCGCCUAGUGAUCGACUGAGUCCCCAGCCCUCUCCUCCGACGCUUUCAUCGGCUGAUGGCGUGAGUCCUCCGCUGAAACUCGAGAGACGUUUCACACUUCAGCUGAAAGACUACAAUAAACUAGCCAAGGUGGAUGAUGGAAUUCAUGACAGAGUUGAGCACUGGGACGAGGUGUUGGGUUCCGAAGGCCACAAGCUUUGCCAAACGCACGACUUUUCCACGGGGUUCCUUGAAGGCGGCGGACCGCAUAGCGUCGUCGACAGCUACGAACUCAAGGUUCGUCUGGAGCACGUACUGGAAAGAAUGGAGUUAAUUGCUCAAGGAACCGAAACAGAGAGGCCUUCUCGUGUGCUGGACUGCCUUUACGUCGGAGGAGCACUGGCUGCAAAGUCAGUUAAUAUCCUCAAGCACGUUGGCAUCACUCACAUUUUGUGCCUUUGUCCGAUCGAGGUUGGAUCCCCAGAGCCGGAAGUUACUGAGCAUUUCAAGUACAAGACCUGCCAAGUCCUUGAUAUUGAAGAGGAGGACAUCGCCAGCCAUUUCGAAGAAGCUUGCGGAUACAUCGAAGAUUGUGAGAAGAGCGGCGGGAAAGCUCUGGUUCAUUGCUUUGAAGGCAAGAGCCGCAGCGCAACGAUAGUACUCGCGUACCUGAUGCUGGCAAAGGGUUUUACGCUGCUGGACGCAUGGAACUUGUUGAAAGGCGCUCACCCCCGCGCGCAACCAAACGAUGGCUUCAUGAAGGCUCUCGGAGAAGUGGACAAGAAGCUCCAUGGCGGUAGUAGCUCCAUGGAUUGGCAGCAAAGGAAACCAGCGGCUCGUCUCUGUCCACUGUGCCAGAAGAACGUAGGCCUCAGUAGCAAUUCGCUUCAACACCACGUUAACAGGUACCACCCUCACUAAGAAAUGGAUUAUUUUGUCAACUUUAUCAUUAGCCGUUGAAUUGUUCCCGUCAAUUUUAACAACUUUACAUUAUAGUUUAUACACUAAUGUAUAUAUUAAUGUAUAAUUAAUGUAUAUAGUGUAUACAUCA